This is a messenger RNA of Crotalus tigris (Tiger rattlesnake), 2273 nucleotides long. RefSeq names its product solute carrier family 46 member 3 (gene SLC46A3). The record is from RefSeq and is a predicted model, not a curated record. The transcript has 6 exons. Gene Ontology annotation, biological process: vacuolar transmembrane transport. Gene Ontology annotation, cellular component: lysosomal membrane. NCBI's taxonomy places the organism in Eukaryota, Metazoa, Chordata, Lepidosauria, Squamata, Viperidae. The coding region runs from base 520 to 1998 and encodes 492 amino acids. Gene Ontology annotation, molecular function: transmembrane transporter activity.
UAUUGGUGUACACCGCUUAGAGAGUGCUUACACUUAAAGCGGUAUAUAAGUCUCAUAAAUAAAUAAAUAAAUGCCAGAUGGAAAUUUGACACCAGCAAUUUUCCAUGCAAAGCUGCGCUCAUCUGCAGCAGCCAGCCCACAACGGCUCGCUGGAUUACAAAUCAUAUAACCCCCACCCAGGAUCGCCGCUUGGGAUACCGAUUGGGGAGGGCUAGGUUAGGACACACACUCUCUCUCUCUCAACCUUUUUCCCCACCCGGAACCGAGAAGCAUCCUAGAUAAGAUCAGCCCCAGCAACUCGAGAAGCCGCGUCACGCGUCACGCGCAGAAGAAAGGUCAGUCGCUCGGCCCGGGGAGAAGCCCCGCCUACAAGUGGAGUGAUAUCCGAAUGGAGCAAUCGCCGUGCUCUUCUCCCUCCAGCUCCCCUAGUGGUGACCCAAUGAACUAGCCUUGGAGGAAGAGCCGGCUAGGAACCUGCCGUUCGCCGGGUACAAUAGCAUUCUUUCGCAGCGGAGGUGCAUGGUCUCUCGGCUCGCGACCUCUCGGACUUCUUUGAACUGCACGAAAGCGCCCAACCGCUUGGCAUCGCCUUUUCGGAGCAAAACUUCAAGGAUGAAGAAAACCUUGUUACUAGAGCCUGUCAUUUCCUUAUAUAUUUUUGCCUAUUCUGUGACCUCUCCUCUAAAGCAGCAAUAUAUAUACAAGAGGAUCUGGGAAGAAACGACCAACUCUACCUUCAUAGUUCAAGAUAAUAUUUCUCAUUGUGAACUGAAUCAAAGCAACCCAACCUAUGUGAAGCAAAAGGAAGUCCAAGAAAAAGCCUCCCUCUUUGCUAUGAAAACAGACUUAUGUGGGGCAGUUUUCAGCAUUUUGGUGGCCUUUGUCCUAGUAGCGAACGGAGAUCGAUAUGGACGCAAAAUAUCAUUGGUUCUUCCCCUGGUGGGGAGUCUUACCAGCAGCAUCUUCCUCUUUGUUAUGUCAGACUUGUCUUUGCCCCUGUACCUUUUCUUUGUUUUCUCCUUGGUUGGUGGACUGUUUGGAGACUUGGCUACUUUUCUUGGAGGAGCCUUUUCUUUUAUAGUUGAUUGCUGUAAGACUCACAGACAAAAGACCAUCCGAAUAGCCGUGGUUGACUUAAUCUUUGGAUUCACAUCUGGAUUGGGAGGAUUGAUCUCAGGAUACAUUCUAAAAGAAAUAGACUUUAUGUGGACAUUUGCCAUGAUUUCUCUAUUUCACGUGGUCAACAUUUUUUAUGUCAUAUUUUGCUUGGAUGAAACUGUGAAAGUCUCUGCAUUCCAGACACAGUCUUGGCGGGAAGGUCUUAAAGACACUCUUUCUGGAGUAUAUAUGCUCUUUAAAUCCUCAUCCUGUAAGAAGCAAAUUUUAAUGAUCUUGCUGCUUUGUACAUUCAUGACUUACCUUUUCACAGUGUAUGGAGGGCUUAGUCUCUAUGUGUUAUAUGAGCUGAAUGCCCCCCUCUGUUGGAAUGCCAUUUAUAUAGGAUACGGCUCAGCUGUGUCCACCUUAGUCUCUAUGACUGGAUUCCUAGGGAUUGUUCUUCUUUCUCAGUAUCUGAGAGAUAGCUACCUUGUUUUUAUUGGAAUCUUCUCUUAUGUGGGAGGAAGUAUCACGGCCGCCUUUGCUAACACUACGUUGUUGAUGAUGUUGGUGAGAGUACCAUCGAUGCUCCUUUUUAUACCCAUUCCAGUUAUUCGAUCCAUGUUGUCAAAAAUAGUUCUUCCUAAUGAACAAGGAGCUUUAUUUGCUUGCAUUGCCUGCUUAGAGGUUGUGACUGGGACCAUUUCAAUUACCGUUUUUAAUACCAUCUAUUCAAUGACUGUAGCAUGGUUUCCUGGUUUCAGUUUUCUCUUAUCAGCUGGCUUCUGCAUAAUUCCACUGAGUUUAAUGAGUUGGUUUAUGUAUGUUACUUGGCACGAAGAGAACUAUGUGCUACUCAUAAAUGAAGAAGACUGUCCUGGCCAGAAUGACGACAACUGAAUAGAGAAUACACCUAGCAGUUAACUGCUCUCAAAUUCUAUAAUGACCGGACCUGUGGAUGGAGUUGCCAGAGUUUCAGUGCUUUCAGUGGUUCCAUUUUGAGAGUUCCACAAUAAUUGAUUGGGUCAAGUUUGCUUUUAUCUUGGAUUGCUCUAGGGCAGUGAUGGUGAAUCUUUUAGAGACUGAGUGCCCAAACUGCAACCCCAAACCCAUUUAUGCAUUGUCGGGUACCGGGUGGGUGUGGCCCAUUGGCUGGGUGUGGCCAGUUGGCUGGG